Anopheles aquasalis is the source of this 1940-nucleotide messenger RNA. Its product is annotated as serine protease inhibitor 88Ea. Gene Ontology annotation, molecular function: serine-type endopeptidase inhibitor activity. The record is from RefSeq and is a predicted model, not a curated record. Lineage: Eukaryota; Metazoa; Arthropoda; Insecta; Diptera; Culicidae.
GCUCACGCUGCUUUACUCACUCGCGGAUCACUCGUGGAGCAGCGCGCACUUAUUUAACCUGGAACACCGCGCUCGUGCUAGCUGACUGGCUGGCUGGCUGGCUGGCUUAUUUCGUCGCUGAAUCAUUUGGAUUCGAAACUCGCGCGGAUUACGGUGUCGUCGUCGUCGUCGGUCGCCGUUUUCGUACGUCGAUUGAGUGCUGUGCGAGAAAGUGUUGCUUGUGACUCGUUUCGAUUGCUUUCGGUGCGGUUCAGUGCGUAUCAAAAGACUCCCGCUUCACAAUGCGCGCAUCGAGUGCUUCCCGGGCGGGAGCGAUCCUGUUACUCUUGGGACUGGUGGCCGUGCUGGCACCACAGCCCACCCGCAGCCAGUGCCUCUCGGAUGACGAUAAAAAGUCGGACGCGCUGAAUGUGAAGCAAUCACACGAACGACUCUACAAGGGCGAAUCGAUCUUCACGCUGCAGCUGCUGGAUGCCAUCAACACGGCGACACCGAACGAGAACAUCUUCUUCUCGCCCUACAGCCUGUACAAUGUGCUGCUGAUGAUGUACUUUGGAGCACGCGGUAACACCGAUAAGCUGCUCCGCACCGGGUUGAACCUACAGUGGACGGACAGCAAGGCGACGGUGCAGGACGCAUACGAUGGUGCCCGUCGUUCGCUCGUUGGCCGGUUCCGUGAAAGCUCAGCUAUCGGAUUCAGCUCGGUCGAUAAGCUGUUCUUUGGUAGCCACAUUCCGAUCGCUCCCUGCAUGCGCGAGAAAUUCGCCGAAACGAUUGAGCUGCUCGACUACGUUCAGGAUCCGGAAGGGCAGCGGGUGUACAUUAAUCGCUGGGUCGAGAAUGUUACCCGUGGUCAGAUCAAGGAUUUGCUCAUCCCUGGCGCGAUCACACAGAACACCAAGCUAGCUAUUGCCAAUGCGGCCUACUUCAAGGGCUCCUGGCAAACAAAGUUUAAGGCUGGUGAGACGAAGAAGGAAAUUUUCUACAGCUACGGUGGCCAGCAGGACUUUGUGGACAUGAUGCACGUCGAAGGCACGUUUAGCCAUGCUGCCAACGAGGAGCUCGGUUGCCACAUUCUGGAGCUGCCGUACAGCUUCGGUGGUCAGGAUGAGGAUAGCAACAGUGCCGGAAACAUGAAUCAGGUGUCGAUGUUUGUGUUCCUGCCACCGUACGAGCCAGAUUCGUUGUCGAAGCUGCUGGCACGGCUUGCCGCCAACACCGAUGUCCUGCACCAGGUCGUGAACGAUGGUAUCUCGCGUAAGGUUGAUGUGAAGCUGCCGAAGUUUAGCAUCGAGAAGCAGGUCGAGAUGAAGCCGGUCCUGGACCGGCUCGGUAUGGGCAAGCUGUUUGAUCAGUCGGCCAACUUCACCGGUUUUACGGCCGGCCAGGAACCGAUCUGGUUCGAUGAGAUACUGCAGAAGUCGAAGAUCGAGGUCAAUGAGGAGGGUUCGGUGGCCGCCUCGGCUACGGUUGCGUUCAGCUUCCGAUCCUCGCGCCCUGCCGAUCCGGCCAUGUUCCACUGCAACCAUCCGUUCGUGUUCGUCAUCUACGACUUUACGAGCCGUUCCGUCCUGUUCAACGGUGUCUACCGUCAGCCGGAGAAGUAGAGUUUGAGCUGGAGAAGGGCCACUGGAUUAUUGGUUAAUUUAUUUAAGAAUCGUCCCCUAAUCGAAGGAGAAAGCUAGACAAGACAAAUAUGAGGGUUCCGAGUGAGGUGAAGCGGAGCGGAGCGAAGUGAGGACCAAAGGAAGUAACGAAGGAUAUUUGACACAAAAGAUACCCCCGGGGAGCUGCAGAGAGGGCCUACGGUGGCUGCCGUUCCUUGUGAGUUGAGGGGUGCACCUCAUCGCGAUUCCCCCGAUUUUUUUAAAAUAAUUUACUACGAAUAGUUUACUUUUACAAAGAGAAUAAAAAAAAACAAGACAAAUCUGAAAACAUAA